This is a messenger RNA of Cydia pomonella (codling moth), 1489 nucleotides long. RefSeq names its product zinc carboxypeptidase-like. The transcript has 6 exons. Gene Ontology annotation, molecular function: metallocarboxypeptidase activity; zinc ion binding. NCBI's taxonomy places the organism in Eukaryota, Metazoa, Arthropoda, Insecta, Lepidoptera, Tortricidae. Bases 113 to 1441 code for a protein of 442 amino acids. Gene Ontology annotation, biological process: proteolysis. The record is from RefSeq and is a predicted model, not a curated record.
UAAAACUAAAAAUCUACGAAACUUACUUUAAGUACUUACUGCUUAUUGAGUGAAAUUUAUCGUUAAAUAAAUAGUCGCAGCCUACUCGAUUCGUAACGAUCUUACAACCAAAAUGGUGCGUGCAAUAGAGAUAUAUAGCUGGUCCUUUAUUUUAUUUAUAAGCUUACUCACGAGUAACGCCGAUAAGAAUUACACCUUGUACAAAUUAGUAGCAUUAACUAAAAGGGACAGGCAAACAUUGUACAUUAUUCAUAGAAACUAUGACCAUAGCUAUUUUUUAAAUGGAGUUACAAAUGAAGCAGCCAUACCAAUGCAUGUUGUAGUUGAAGACAAGUAUAUGACGGAAUUUGAGGGUAUAGUUAACAACAGUGAUACUUUAUUCACAAAGUAUAAGCAGUUUCAUUUUGCCCCACAACUGAUUGAAGAUGCAUGGGAUUCGGGAGAACUAACUGACGAUAAUAUCAUUUAUAAAGGAUUUCAAGAUUUUUCGACAAUACAAAAACUGUAUCAGUACUGGGAAAACAAAUAUACGAAAAAAAUUGAAAAAAUUGUUCUUGGCAAGACACAUGAAAAAAAGGAUAUUGUAAUUUUAAAAGUUCCUGGUAAUGAAUCAAAUGGACAUAAAAAUCCAGCCAUUUUUAUCUUAGGCGGGGAGGCAGGUCUGGACUGGAUUUCACCAGCCCUGGUGCUUGCUUAUAUGAAAAGUCUUCUGGAUGAAAAAUUCCAUCCAUUUACAAAACGAUUUGAUGCAUAUUUCCUCCCAGUACUAAAUCCCGAUGGUUACACUUACAGUUUGUACAGAGAUCGUUUUUGGGCUAAGAAUAGAAAAAUCAUUCAGCCACGAAUAUUGUGCCACCCGAAUCUCGCCAGAGGAGUCAACCUUGAUAGGAACUGGUUACACAAAGCAAAAGGUGAGAGAGCCUGUGGUACUAUGUUCUUAGAUAAUGCUCUCUCAGAAUAUGAAACAUAUAAUCUGUCAGAAUUCCUGGAUCAGAUAGCACCAAAUACCUUGGCUUUCUUCAAUGUCAAAGGAUUUGAUAAUUUAAUAACUACACCUUAUGCUUAUGGAAAUAAAGUGCAAAAUAAUAUGGAUACUAUUAGGGAAAUACUACGGCAAACAACUCGAGACUUGAAUGCAAAGUUCAACAAGUCCUAUUACUAUGGGACUACCAGAAGUCUUCUGUUUAACUAUACUGGAAACUGUGCAGACUGGGUGAAGGAAAAUUUAAAUGUGCCUGUAGUAGUUACCUUCUACUUAACUAACAUUGAUAAUGUUUUGCCAGAAGCAUCUGAUAUUGGUCCAUUGCAUUAUGAGUUUGCAAGGGGAAUAAAUGAAAUCCUCUCAUUCACUAUUGAUCUUUACGGGCCACUAUUCAAUCAACAAUGUGGACAAGAAUACAUGAUUAUAUUACUACUACUGAAUGUUAUUAUAAUAUUUUGAUUUCUGAUUGAUAAGAUAAUUUUGAUAACAGUAAAUGUUUAAGUUCCA